Messenger RNA from Suillus plorans, 705 nucleotides. RefSeq lists its product as uncharacterized. The record is from RefSeq and is a predicted model, not a curated record. The transcript is spliced from 3 exons. NCBI's taxonomy places the organism in Eukaryota, Fungi, Basidiomycota, Agaricomycetes, Boletales, Suillaceae. Bases 1 to 705 code for a protein of 234 amino acids.
AUGCCGAUUUGGCGUACCCGGGGUGAGCCCAUUGCAUCGACCUGGCGUCAUUGGGCCCACCCGGCCACCGCUUUACAGGGUGUAGGCCCGACGGUAUACACUCCAGACGCCUCUGGGCCCGUGCGUCUGCUUAACGUCCCUUGGGGUUUCGUUAUGAUUAUGCGGCCAGCCCAUGAGCUCCGAGAUAGAGCGCUGGGCCCAGCUGUGUUCAUGAAUGUGGUGCUCCAGGCCCAUCCGUCCGCCGCACAUACAGGGCCCGGGCCUAUUCGAUUUCAGGAGACCCGAUAUGGGCUCCCUCGGGCGCCUUAUCGCCGUGGCCCCAGCUCAGCCACAUAUAAAGAAGUAUCCGCUUGGGCCCACCACCCCAUUCAUCCCACCAACAAUGAGCCCAUUGCUUUAUUCUGCCUACCACUGUGGGCCCACCAGCUGCAUCCAAGCAUAUUGGUAGGACCCGCCGGACUACAUCGCCGUCCGCUACAUACGCCGGCGGUCGUUGACCUUAUGAUCGGCCGUCGUUUCAUCACCACUACAUUCGCCGGUGGUGUAUUCCAGCCAUCUCGGAAACUCAUGGGCCCACUCGAAAUUGUUGAAUCAUCCCUGUUCCUCAUUACUGCGAGCCCACCUGUAAACACAGUCUACUUUAUCCAGACCCCUGUCAGCCCACUGCAAUGUUUCGAAGAAUAUUGGCAAUGGGCCUGCCCAUAA